Molecule: messenger RNA, 1137 nt
Organism: Paecilomyces variotii
Lineage: Eukaryota; Fungi; Ascomycota; Eurotiomycetes; Eurotiales; Thermoascaceae
Product: acyl-CoA N-acyltransferase
Exons: 3
Coding region: 97-1017 (306 amino acids)
Cellular component (GO): nucleus
Molecular function (GO): histone H4 acetyltransferase activity; histone H2A acetyltransferase activity; protein N-terminal-serine acetyltransferase activity
Source: RefSeq, a predicted model, not a curated record
GUUUCCGACGACUCAUCAAAGUACCUACUUAACUACUGCAACCAUACAGCAUAAUCAGAAACUCCAAUCAUCGAUCACGAGAUCUACCAUUGGAAAAUGGUCUCAUCAGUGCAUGAGGAUAAGGUCUCUGAACCUGAAUCGAAGUCGCCAGUACAAUCGACAACUUCUACCUCCGGGCGCCUUGGCAAGCGAAAACGCGGUAGGGAAAAUGGCGAUGACUCAUCACGAACACCCAAACCUCUACCGAGAGUAGAACGGACCAACACACUCCCGAUCGCAGAUUUCAUCGAGACAUAUGUACCUCGUUCAUAUCUCAAAUUCACACUCCCAGCCCCCCAAAGCUCUAUCAAAGAUAGUGCCGCCACGACUAUUACCGAAAAGGAACCUAGCACGACUUCUGAAACAUACACGCUAGAUAUCCAUAGCGCUGCAUCGAUUCCCUCGGCUGAUUUCGAAGCCUGUUUCAAUCUCGUUGAAUUGACUUCAUCUAAUGACUAUGAAAAUUCUAGCAUUGGAUGGUCUCCGUCGAAGAAGAGGAAGGAGAUGAAGUUGCCUGAUAUGCGGUAUAUGGUGUUGAAGAAGCAGGAGAAACAAGAGCGGGAGAUGAAGAGUGAAGUUGAAGAGUCUGUGAAAGGGAAUGGUGGUGCAUUGCAUGAAGGAAGAGAUAUAGCGCUCGGGUUUCUUUCUUUCAUGGUUACGUAUGAAGAUGGGAAGGAGGUGGUUUAUUGUUACGAGAUCCAUCUAGCGCCUGCGAUGCAGGGGAAGGGGAUAGGAAAACGCAUGAUGGAUCUGUACGAGGAGAUCGGACGGAGGGUUGGGCUUGAGAAGGCGAUGCUGACGGUUUUCAAGGCCAAUGCUGUGGCGAGGAAAUUUUAUGAGAGGUUGGGCUACGAGGUGGACGAGUAUUCGCCGCAGCCGAGAAAGCUGCGGAAUGGGACCAUCAAGGAGCCUGAUUAUGUGAUUUUGUCUAAAUCGCUAAAGGUGGCUGAACAAGAGACGAAGUCGGACGCAAAAUAGUCCGCAUGAAUAAUGACGCUUGCCCUUCAUGUGUGGGUUUUCAUGUUCCCAUUCAUCACGCAGGGCAGCAAAGAUGGAAUCUGCGACUAGGAUUGAGAGCCCCAGACUCCAUACCAAGGU